UUUAUCCUUUAUUUCAUUUUAUAGGAAACCAGCCUGGGUUAUCAAAAAAAAAUUAUUUCAUUUAUCAGGUUUUGAACAGAAAUAACAUUCAAAAUUUAGAAGACAAAACAUUAUGUGAAUAAGAUGGUAUUUCAUGUUCUUAAAUUCAUCGGGCUCGGUAUUACAUUAAAGUGAAAGUAAGAAAAGCAUGGAAGAAGUAAAUAGUGUGUUAGAUAUUUCAAAAGAUGACAAACUUUUCGGGGAUGUGAUAACUUUGGCCGACUCGUCUGCAGAUGGAACAUUUCUUUUACACCACUUCCUUUCAUUUUUCCUCAGCAGUAAUGUUGAUCGACCAGUGUGUUUUGUGUCGCUGUCACAGUCGUUUAGUCAUCACAAGUCAGUGUGUCAAAAACUUGGAGUUAACUUAGUACAGAAAAUUGAAUCAUCUCAGCUGAAGUUCUUCGAUUGUAUGAAGACUUUUGGAAAUCGAUUUCUAGAAAUACAAAGCGAUAAUUCCGAUUUUGCGAGCAGUUGCGGUGAUUCUCUGCAGGGGCUCUAUGAGGAAGUUAAAGCUUACUACGCAGACCUACAGACCAAAUAUGCCACCCCUCCAGUGGUGAUAAUCGAUAGCUUAAAUGUUCUUCUAAAUAUUGGACACCAAGUGAAAGCUAUAAGUGCCUUUAUUCAGUAUCUCUGCCAGUUCAUCUUAACACCGGAGUCUGGUGCUCGAGGAACAUUAGUUGUAUUCAUCAGCACAGGAGAAAACAAUGCUGAUGAAGAAGCUCAUCUGCUGUGGAAGAGACUCUUGCAUAUGAGUAACCUGGAUGUUUUUGUAUCAGGUCUAGAAAGUGGGUAUUGCAGAGAUGUACAUGGCAAGAUUGAAGUUAAAAGGAGGAAUUGUUUGAGAAAGAAGAAGUCAAAAAGCAUGCAGUUUAAAGUCAAUGACAAAACUGCAACUUUCUUUGCGUCUGGGAUGUCCAAAGCUGUUCUUGGAUAAAUGUAAUAAAAUGCAUAUUAGUAACGAUAAUCAAUUCUUCUUUUUCAUGUGGUGUUUUCAACUGUUUUGUUACAUUAAAUCAUAAUCAAGCAGUUUA
Molecule: messenger RNA, 1073 nt
Organism: Ostrea edulis (European flat oyster)
Lineage: Eukaryota; Metazoa; Mollusca; Bivalvia; Ostreida; Ostreidae
Product: elongator complex protein 6-like
Exons: 2
Coding region: 188-976 (262 amino acids)
Biological process (GO): tRNA wobble uridine modification
Cellular component (GO): elongator holoenzyme complex
Source: RefSeq, a predicted model, not a curated record